Molecule: messenger RNA, 1004 nt
Organism: Blepharisma stoltei
Lineage: Eukaryota; Ciliophora; Heterotrichea; Heterotrichida; Blepharismidae
Source: the annotation of a GenBank genome assembly
AUGGGUUGCUGCUGUUCAACAAGGCCAGAUCCUACAAUAGAAAAGGGUCUUUCAAGCAUGUCUACUAAAUCUCUGAGGUCAGAAAUCGAUAGCAAUACUAGCAUCCCCGAAGCGCCUAUAAGAAGAAAAAAAACAAAACGUAUGCCUCAGCUCUCAGCAAGGCAUACAAGUAAUUGAUCCUCGCAACCUUCAUCGCCAAGAGGAAGGUCAAGAUUGUCAACUUUAAAAGCAGUCUCUACCAAGACAUCCCGUGCAAAUUCUCCUAAAAGCCUAUCCUUCAAAAACUUUUCGCAAAAUUUUUUAAAAGAAUCAAUUAGAAUUAAUUACACGACAGUCAGAAAGCUGCACAAAGGAUUUUAUGGAGAAAUUUCGCUAGCAAACGAUAAAAGGACUGAGAUAAAAAAAGUUAUUAAAGAGUUCAAAAAAUCGGUAAUACCAGAAAAUAUACAUGAAAAAUUUAUAAUGGAAAUCCAAAAAUUUCAAUGCCUGGUAAAUAUUCUAAUUUACUAGAAAAGCCUAUUAAGGGCAUUUUUGGUUGGCUAGAGGCUUGCCAAAUUUUUUGGCAUACAUAUUUUUAGUAACGAAAAUUAAAAAUGGCGACCAAAAAUGUUCCUUAAAGGGCUAUUCUUAUUAAACAUGCAUAUAAUUUAGGAUCAUCCAAACGUAGUUAAGUUGCUUGAAGUGUAUGAUACAAGAGAAAGCUGGCUUUUGGUUUAUGAGUUCUUCUCCGGAAGCAGCUUGCUUGAUAAGGCUAAUGAAAUUAUAGGGAAUUCGUUGGCAUGCUCAAUAAUGCAAGAUAUUUUAAGCGGCUUUAAAUUAUUGCCAUAGGAAUAAAAUUGUCCAUUUAGGGCUAAAUUUUGAAAAAAUUAUUUUGGAUUCAAAAGAUGGGAGAAUUAAUUGCAAAAUAAUUGGCUUUUCCUAUCCAUGAGAAUUAGAAGAUUUAGUGAAAUUUAAUGAAGUGGUAAAUUUUAUUUAGACAUAUUUUAUGGCUCCUGAAAUAUUAA